Nestor notabilis (Kea) is the source of this 1705-nucleotide messenger RNA. RefSeq names its product thioredoxin reductase 1 (gene TXNRD1). The transcript is spliced from 14 exons. The coding region runs from base 164 to 1657 and encodes 497 amino acids. Gene Ontology annotation, cellular component: mitochondrion; cytosol. Gene Ontology annotation, molecular function: flavin adenine dinucleotide binding; thioredoxin-disulfide reductase (NADPH) activity; glutathione-disulfide reductase (NADPH) activity. NCBI's taxonomy places the organism in Eukaryota, Metazoa, Chordata, Aves, Psittaciformes, Psittacidae. Gene Ontology annotation, biological process: glutathione metabolic process; cellular response to oxidative stress; cell redox homeostasis. The record is from RefSeq and is a predicted model, not a curated record.
UACUCUUUAUUUCACAGAGGGAGCACAGAAGCUGCAAGAAGGGCAGUGGCAUGUAACGGCAGAAAGUUCACAGCCAUUUGGUUUUGUACAAGAGGAGCAAACAGAAGAGGAUGAGAAAAGUUUAAAGGCACAUAAGGAAGGCAAUCCUUGGAAACAGAGAGAAAUGAAUGGGCAUACAGCGGUGCCACAUUCCUACGACUAUGAUCUCAUUGUCAUUGGUGGGGGUUCUGGUGGUCUGGCAGCUGCCAAGGAGGCUGCCAAAUAUGAAAAGAAAGUGAUGGUGCUGGACUUUGUCACGCCUACACCUCUGGGAAACUCAUGGGGUCUUGGAGGAACAUGUGUAAAUGUGGGCUGUAUACCUAAAAAAUUGAUGCACCAAGCAGCUUUACUGGGACAAGCCUUGCAAGAUUCACGUAAAUUUGGAUGGCAGUUCUCAGAAGAAGUCAAACACAACUGGAUGACUAUGACAGAAUCUGUUCAGAAUCACAUUGGUUCACUGAACUGGGGCUAUCGGGUUGCACUGAGAGAGAAAAAAAUCACAUACGAGAAUGCAUAUGGAGAAUUUGUUGGGCCACACACAGUUAAGGCAACAAAUAAAAGAGGAGUUGAGAAGCUGUACACAGCUGAGAGAUUUCUCAUUGCCACUGGUGAACGACCACGAUACCUGGGUAUACCUGGAGACAAAGAAUACUGCAUUAGCAGUGAUGAUCUUUUCUCUCUGCCUUACUGUCCAGGGAAAACCCUGGUGGUUGGAGCCUCCUAUGUUGCCUUGGAAUGUGCAGGAUUCCUUGCCGGUAUUGGAUUGGAUGUCACUGUAAUGGUGAGAUCCAUUCUCUUAAGAGGAUUUGACCAGGAUAUUGCAAACAAAAUUGGUGAAUAUAUGGAAGGACAUGGAAUCAACUUUAUUAGGGAGUUUGUGCCCAUUAAGGUUGAGCAGAUUGAGGAAGGAACUCCUGGAGUAUUGAAAGUUACAUCCAAGUCCACAAAGGGGAAUGAAAUAAUUGAAGGGGAAUACAAUACUGUGCUGCUAGCAAUUGGAAGAGAUGCAUGCACAAGGAAAAUUGGUUUGGACAAGGUUGGAGUGAUUAUCAAUGGAAAAACAGGAAAAAUUCCUGUCAACGAUGAGGAGCAAACAAACGUGCCGUAUAUCUAUGCAAUUGGAGAUAUACUGCAGGACAAGCUGGAGCUCACACCAGUGGCAAUCCAGGCAGGAAGGUUGUUAGUUCGAAGGCUUUAUGCUGGAGCAACCACUAAGUGUGACUAUGUGAAUGUUCCAACUACUGUGUUCACUCCUUUGGAGUAUGGAGCCUGUGGGUAUUCUGAAGAGGCUGCGGUGGAGAAGUUUGGGGAGGAAAACAUUGAGGUGUACCAUAGUCACUUCUGGCCACUGGAAUGGACUGUUCCGUCCAGAGACAACAACAAAUGCUACGCAAAGAUAAUCUGCAAUAUUCAAGAUCAUGAGAGAGUCAUUGGUUUCCAUGUCCUUGGUCCAAAUGCUGGAGAAGUGACCCAAGGGUUUGCAGCUGCUAUGAAAUGUGGGAUCACAAAAGAACAGCUGGACAGCACUAUAGGAAUUCAUCCCGUGUGUGCAGAGAUAUUCACCACCCUGACCGUGACUAAGCGAUCUGGUGAAAAUACCCUUUUGUCUGGAUGCUGAGGUUAAAGACCUCCCAUUCUUGUUACUGCCAGAGACUGGCUUUCAUCG